Molecule: messenger RNA, 1527 nt
Organism: Penicillium maclennaniae
Lineage: Eukaryota; Fungi; Ascomycota; Eurotiomycetes; Eurotiales; Aspergillaceae
Product: flavin-containing monooxygenase
Exons: 3
Coding region: 1-1527 (508 amino acids)
Molecular function (GO): N,N-dimethylaniline monooxygenase activity; flavin adenine dinucleotide binding; NADP binding
Source: RefSeq, a predicted model, not a curated record
AUGGGACUUGUGAACACUUUGAUCAACUGGCUUUACCAAGUCUUUCAAGUCUUAAUCGCUCAAAUUUUUGCCCCAAAUCCACGCCAACCACAAUCGAGAGUCGGUGGACCUCGUAUAGCAAUUAUAGGGGCCGGUAUCACGGGAGUAUCGUCCGCUGCUCACUGUGUGGGUCAUGGCAUCGAUGUGACCGUUUUCGAGGCGAAAGGCCGUGAGCAUUUAGGCGGAAUAUGGAGCCAAGUGAACAAUACAUCCAGUCUACAGAUACACAGUGCUAUGUAUCGCUUUCAUCCGUCGGUCCGAUUUAGACGCGGGUACCCCGACCGUCAGGGCAUCCUCAGAGAGGUUGAGAAUCUAUGGAAGCGUUAUGGGCUGCAAGAUCGGACUAGAUUCAAUGUCCCGGUCGAAUCCGUCUGGUGUGAUAAAGAAAGUGGCAAAUGGUAUGUCCAGGAUCCAUCUUAUGGAGAAUUCGAUGGAAUACUGGCAGCCACUGGCACCUGUGGUGAUCCUAAGAUGCCGCAUGUCCCCGGUCAGGAGAAGUUUCACGGUCCGAUCAUUCAUUCAGCCCGGUUGACUGGCCACGAUGUCAAAGGCAAGCAUGUGCUUGUGAUCGGCGCUGGAGCCAGUGCGAUUGAAGCUAUCGAAUUCGCAGUACCGCAACAGCCAGCAAAGAUUAGUAUCCUCGCUCGCGAAAACAAAUGGAUUAUACCCCGCAAUCCAUUAGUCGAUGGAAUGCUGGCAAUGAACAUCUUUGGCCGGGAGACCAGUCUAGGGUGGGUUCCAGAAUGGCUCCUGAAAAAGUUCUUUUAUCGCGACCUUACCGAUCUUGUACCGGCGAAAGCUGGUCUAUAUACCCAAACACCUAUGUGCAACGACGCCAUUCUGAAUCAAGUUCGCGAAGGUCGGGUCAAUUGGUAUCGUGGGGAUAUCAAAGAGUUUCAAGAAAAUGGCAUUCUGUUCAACCACCGUCAGAAGGGCGUUCCUAAGGGUGGCCCAGGCCGCGAAGAACUAAUUAAGGGCGACUUUUGCAUUAUGGCUACUGGGUUCCAUCGACCCAGUUUGGGCUUUUUGCCAGAUGAAUGCUUCAACCCUACAUAUACUCCACCAAACUGGUUUCUCCAGUCGUUUCCCCCAGGGCAUCCGGAUGUGUGCGCAAACAACUGCACAUAUGUCAACGGCCUUGGCACCGUUGGAAACAUACAUAUUGGACUUUAUACUCGCAUGCUGAUAAUGUUCCUUGUCGAUCCCACUACAAGGCCCUCGCCGGCAAGGAUGCGUCUUUGGGUUGAUUGGACGCGAUCGUGGAAAGAGCGUGCCCCAGGGGGUGCUCUUGAAUUCUUCACAUACAGCGAGCUUAUUUCGUGGAUAGUUCUGGCUCUCGCAUGUAACCCUUACCGCUGGAAAUGGGUGUUCUUCGUGUUGGCUAGCUGGGGUCAUGCUCUACCGUCAACAACGGGCACUCAGAAAGGCCGUUCUGCGCAAUAUUCAUCGGCUUCAAAUGGUCCUGUAAAUGAACGCCAUACCUCCUAA